AUGAGGAUUUGGAGCACGGAGCACUCUUUUAGUUACCCAUGGGAGACGGUGAUCAAGGCCGCCAUGAGGAAGUACCCUAACCCCAUGAAUCCACACGUGGUGGGUGUGGACGUGCUGGAUCGCCGCCUGGACGCAGAAGGACGCCUACAUAGCCACCGGCUCCUUAGUACAGAGUGGGGCCUGCCAGCAAUCGUACGAGCGAUAUUGGGAACCAACCACCUACAGACAUACGUGAAGGAACUCUCCAUAGUUGACCCUGAGGAGAAGAAGAUGGAGCUGUGCUCAACAAAUAUUACGCUCACCAACCUGAUAUCGGUGGAUGAGAGGCUACUUUACACACCACAUCCAGACAAUCCUGAAGUCACCAUCUUGACGCAGGAGGCCAUCAUUACAGUGAAGGGAGUGAGUUUGAGCAGCUACCUGGAGGGCAUGAUGGCAAGGAGAAUGUCUGCUAAUGCCAGGAAGGGCUGGGAUGCUAUUGAGUGGAUUAUUCAGAACUCAGAAAGAGAAAAUAUUACUCUCUGA
Molecule: messenger RNA, 525 nt
Organism: Nerophis lumbriciformis (worm pipefish)
Lineage: Eukaryota; Metazoa; Chordata; Actinopteri; Syngnathiformes; Syngnathidae
Source: RefSeq, a predicted model, not a curated record